UUACCUACGAUUUUUAUUGUUAUAAAAAGCUUUGCAAAUCUAUAUCAUUUUAAGACACUAAUAAGUCAAAUUAUUAAGGGAAACAAAACGGUUUCGAAAAGACAAGUUUCACGAUUAAGAAGGUUCAAAGCUCUAUUUGUGAAGAACAGCAUCCAAUUUACCCGUGAUUACUCAAUAGUAAUUUUUGCGAUAUUAAUACCGAUAUUCUCAUGGGCUAUAUUACUUUUGGCAAUUGGCGAUGAUCCAAAGAACUUGAAUAUCGGGAUUGUUAACGAUGAAGCUGGCAAUUGCGACAGCAGCAACUUUGGCAAUAUUUGGAAUGAUGAAAUCAGCUGUCACUUCAGCAACCUCAGUUGUAGAUUCCUGAACAAUUUGGACGACUCCAUUGUGACACAGAAGUACUAUAACAAUAUUUCAGAGGCGAAAUAUGAUGUUCAAAGAGGAGAACUUCAUGGUAUAAUAUAUUUUCAUCAUAAUUUUUCUGAAGCUUUAAAAAUACGAGUGGAACAUGUUACUUUCGCGAAGGAUUCCGAUCUUCUUGCUAGUCAGAUUCAAGUUUUCCGUGAUAUGAGCGAGCUACAAAUAGGACAUUUUCUACAGAAGCAUCUAUUUGAAUGGUUUCUAGACGUUUUCAAGGCUAUCAUGAGUGACUGUAAAUAUUUGCCAAAAGUAGCCACUCCGCCGAUACGAUUUGAAGAUCCUAUAUAUGGUACUACUGAUUUAAAGUAUAUAGACUUCGUGAUACCAUCAAUUCUAGCAGUAGUAGCCUUCAAUAUGGGCAAUGUUGUCUCUUCCAUCUUGAUAAUCACAGAUCGAGAGGAGGGUGUCUGGAAUCGAAGCUUAGUUCAAGGGGUUAAAGCAAAAGAAAUUCUGCUGUCUCACAUUGUUGUUGAGAGCAUCGUCACAAUUAUCCAGUCCAUUACGAUAAUUCUCUUAGUCUUCCCUGUAUGGGGUUUGGAAUGUAAAGGAUCGAUAUUGGUUAUAAUCUUCCUUCUCUUUCUCAACACGUUUUGUGGAAUGAUGUGUGGUUUUGGUAUAUCUGCCUUUUGCACAACUGUUUCGUCGGCCAUAUUCUUGUCAACCGGAAAUUUCUUAACGACAAUAUUAAUGACUGGAUCUUAUUGGCCAACAGAGGCAAUGCCGACAUGGCUUGACUGGAUUAGCUACAUAUGGCCAACUACAUUGGCCUCCCAAUCUUUCAGGGGAAUCAUUUACAAAAAUUCUUCCAUUUCUGAUUCGGAAGUUUAUAUUGGUAUUAUAACAACAUUAGGGUGGACAGUGCUGUUCUUUGUCGUAACUAUAUUUGGUAUGAAAUUGAAAUCGUAGUAUUAUUAGAGGUUUUUGUCUACAUUAUAUAAA
Molecule: messenger RNA, 1359 nt
Organism: Vollenhovia emeryi
Lineage: Eukaryota; Metazoa; Arthropoda; Insecta; Hymenoptera; Formicidae
Product: ABC transporter G family member 20-like
Exons: 9
Biological process (GO): transmembrane transport
Cellular component (GO): plasma membrane
Molecular function (GO): ABC-type transporter activity
Source: RefSeq, a predicted model, not a curated record